AUGAACACAGAUGAUUUAUGCAAAUUAUGUAAUACAACAGAAGAAAAACUUGUUAAAGUUUUACAAGAUAGAUAUCUUACGAACAAAAUAUACACUAACGCGGGGUUAGUAUUAAUUUCUAUAAAUCCAUAUACAAAUUUAGACUUAUAUGGAAUUAAUAUAAUGAAUGCUUAUUUUAAUUCUACAUCCUGUGAUCCACACAUUUAUGGUGUGUGUGAAAGUGCCUAUCAAGAUAUGAUUUUUUCAGAUCAAACAAUUUUAAUCUCUGGAGAAAGCGGAUCUGGAAAAACAGAAAAUACAAAAUUAUUACAAGAUUAUUUAAUUGUAAGAACAGGUACAAAUAAAGAUUUAAAAGAAAAAAUUGAAGCAUUGACUAUUAUAUUGGAAAGCUUUGGUAAUGCAAAAACUGCUUUAAAUGAUAAUAGUAGUCGUGUAGGUAAAAUGAUAAGCUAUUUUAUAAAUGAAACUAUUCGAGGUAUAAAAGUUAAUACUUUUUUAUUGGAAAAAAGUAGGGUUACACACCAAAACAAAGAUGAAUCAAAUUUUAAUAUAUUUUAUCAACUGUGUACUUAUAAAAAUAUUAAUAUUAAAAAUGACUAUAUUGAUACAACAAAUAGAAAAUGUAAUGAUUAUAAAAAUAUAAAAAAUGCUUUAUAUAAUCUUGGAUUUAGUGAUGUUAAAUUUAUUGAAAAUGUUUUGUUGGUUAUUUUAUACUUUGGAUUUAUGCAAUUUGUCUAUAAAAAUAAAAAAAUAUGCAUAAAAGAUGAGAAGCAUGUAAAUUUUAUUUGUCAAACUUUAAAAAUUGAUCAAAAUCUUUUAGAAAGUGUUUUACUUAAAAAGGAAAUUAAGGUUAAUGAAGAGUUACUUGUAAAAUUUAACACAGUUGAAGAGGCAAUAACAAUAAGAGACAGUAUUAGUAGAUCAUUGUAUGUAAAAAUUUUUGAUUUUAUUGUCCAGAAUGUUAAUACCACUCUUAAUGCUCCAUGUGGACAUUGUAUAAAUAUUUUAGAUAUUUUUGGAUUUGAAAUAUUUAAUCAAAACUCUUUAGAUCAAUUAUGCAUUAAUUAUGCUAAUGAAAAAAUACAAAAUGAUUUUAUACAAAAAAUUUUUGAAAAAAAACAAGAAGAAUAUAAAAAAGAACUCGAAAAUUAUGAAUUUGUGCCAUAUGCCUCAAAUUCUUCUUUAAUUUAUGAAAUGGAAAGAAGAUGUGGUUUGUUUGAUUUAAUUGAUGAAGAAAGUAAAAGCAAGUUUGGGAAUACUGAUAACUUAAGAACAAAAAUCAUGUCAUAUAUAAAAAAAGGUAUAAAAUUUAAAUCUAAUGAUAAAUUAAUUGUUAAACAUUUUGUAAAAGAUGUAGAAUAUGAUAUUAAUAAUUUUAUAACAAAAAAUAGAGAAGUGAAAAUUCAAAAAGAUAUUUUUAAAAAUGUAUUUAACUUAAGUUCAAACAAUACAACUGUUAUCAGUUCAUUUUUCUGCUCACUUAAAAAUUUACUUCAAAUUAUUAACAGUACACAAGUUAAAUAUAUAAGAUGUAUAAAACCUAAUGAAUGUAAAUCUAAUUCUUUUGAUAGAAAAAUAGUGUAUAAUCAAUUAGUAAAUACAGGAAUUUUAGAAGUUAUUAAGAUUAAUAGGCAGAUUUUCACCUAUGAAAUGAACAAAGUUGAAUGGUAUAAAAAAUAUCUUAAAUAUAAAAAAGUUAUAGAAGGAAAAACUAAAGUUUAUUUUAAUACCGAUGUAAAGAUAGGGAUUGAAUCAGUUGAAAGACUUAUAGAUAGUCGAAAAAAUAAGGUUUUAGAAUGGUUUAUAAGAAAGUUAAUAGAUAAAAAAGAAGGAAUAAAUAAAUGGUUUUCUAAUUCUGACACUGGUGUGGAACAAGAGAUAGUCGCUAUUGAACAAAAUAUUAAUAACAAACAAUUAAAAGAAAGUUAUUCUAAUUUGAUUUGUGAACAAUCUGAAACAAUUAAAGAAUUUGUUGAAGAUAAAUCGAAUAUAAAUAUAUUUCCAAACAUUGAAAUGUGCGAAAUAGAUGGAAAUUUGGAAAAUUCGAAAAAAGAUGGAAUCAAAUUUAAUGAUCAAUCUAAAAUAAAAAAAUUAAGUACAUUAGAAGAUAUGAUUAGCGAUUUGUUUGAUGAAAAUGAAGAUGAAAGUUUAUUUUUGAUUAAUUCAAACAAAAACAUGCCUGAGAAAGAAUCUAUAAAUGAACAUAUUCCUACUAGUUCUAAUAACAAGCACUCCAUUGAUAUUUUUAAUGUAGAAGACACGAGAUGUGAGGAUAAAACAGAAGACUCUAAGAGCAGUAUAACAGAACAGAUUGAAAUAAAAUCAUGUGAUAUAGAAAACAAAGAUACUGCUGAACAAAAAGAAAUUUUAAUUUCUGAAAUAAAUAAACAAUCAGUAAAUGAUGUUAUAAUAGAUAUAGAUAAAAUAACAAGCGAAUUUCAUCCAGUUGAUGUAUCAGAACCAAUAGCAUCUGUAGAGGUAUCAGAACAAAUAGUUCCUGUAGAGGCGCCAGAACCAAUAGCAUCUGUAGAGGUAAUAGAACCAAUAGCACCUGUAGAGGCACCAGAACCAGUGGUUCCUGUAGAGGCAUUAGAACCAAUAGCAUCUGUAGAGGUAUCAGAACCAAUAGCACCUGUAGAGGCACCAGAACCAGUGGUUCCUGUAGAGGCACCAGAAUCAAUAGCACUUGUAGAGGUAUUAGAACCAGUGGUUCCUGUAGAGGCAUCAGAAACAGUGGUUGAUAAGCAUUUUCCUGACGACAUUCCAGAAACACUUUUGAUUGAAAAUAACGAUAAUUUAAAAAUUGAAAAUCAACAACAUGAUAUUUUAUACGAUCGACCAAACCUAGAUAUUGUACCUUCAACCAGUUCUUGCCUUAAUUGUGAGAAUUUAAAUUUAAAAUAUAAGUUUGUAAGUGAAGCCUUGAAGGAAGCAAAUCUCAGACUAUCAGAAUUAAAUUAUGGAUUUUUAGAAAAUGCAUCAAGUCUUUUUAGUAAGCUAUUUUUUAUCUACCUUGAUAAUAUUCCAGUAUCUGAAUCAUGUCCUAGAUCUGAGUGUUUGUCGUUUGCACAUGCUGCCUUUUUAAUAACCAGGCGAUCUAAUAAAAAUAUCAAGGAAGCAGUUUCGGUUUUUACAGAAGAAAUAUCACUACGGUUAAAGUUUUUUGAGAGAAAUAUUGAUCAUGUUGUGUUCUUUUUAAGUAAUCUGAUUGAAUAUUCAAAAUUAGUUGGAGUAAAUAACGAUUUAAAUGAUUUAAUACAUACACUUCAUGUAUAUUUAUCAGAAUAUUAUCUUGAUAAUUUGAGGGAGUACAUCCCUUUUUCUAUUACAGAACAUCAAGAAUUAUCCAAUUUCAGAUGUAGUGAUUCUUUUAUAAAAAAAAUAUUUAAGCCUGUGAGUCCAAUAAAAUUAAUAAAAACGUUAGAUAACAUUUAUUCACAGUUAAAUUUUUACUAUUUAGAUGAAGAUUACAAGAUUUCCAUUCUUAAUUUUCUACUAGAUAACAUUAAUACGGGAAUAUUUAACAAUUUAUUGAUUAAGAAAAACUUUUUAAAUUUUAAUAGAUGUAUACAAAUAAAUUACAAUCUUAAUAAAAUAUUUACAUGGCUUAGGAAAAUUAGUUAUGUUAAGGGAAUAGAUAACUUUAAACAUACAUUAGAAGUUAUUAAGUUAGUAAAUUUUUGUGCUUCUGGUGAUGUUAAGACAGAUGGUGUUUAUAAAAAUUUUGAUUUAUUGACGGUAGCACAAAUUAAUACAUUUUUGAUAAAAAUGGGAUUUAAAAGCGAAGAUGUCAAGGAAAAUGUUUUUAUUACAGGUAAACCACUAGCAACAGAAAUUAGAGUUAAUCGAAUUGAAGAGAAUUUUGUUGUACCCAGGUAUAUUGAUGGUUCUGAUUUAGAAUUUGUAUUUAAAUAA
This is a messenger RNA of Vairimorpha ceranae, 3915 nucleotides long. Its product is annotated as myosin heavy chain. Lineage: Eukaryota; Fungi; Microsporidia; Nosematidae. The record is from RefSeq and is a predicted model, not a curated record. The transcript has a single exon. Gene Ontology annotation, cellular component: myosin complex; vesicle; cytoplasm. Gene Ontology annotation, biological process: vesicle transport along actin filament; actin filament organization. The coding region runs from base 1 to 3915 and encodes 1304 amino acids. Gene Ontology annotation, molecular function: ATP binding; actin filament binding; microfilament motor activity.